AGGGCUGUGAGUGAGCGCAGAGCCCAAAUCCUUGUGUUUUGGCAAGUUUGGGAUGCGUCUUUAUCUGUGCCAAGAGCGAACUCCAUCCCACUUCUGUGCCCUGCGGAUGGAGGCCAGGCAGGGCAGGAGGGGGAUGGAAGGGGCUGGCAGAGCCCCGCCCGGGUGGGCACAGCCGCAGGACCAGUGGCACCAGCGAGCCGAGUUUAGCCCGGGCUCAGCACACCCGGCAGGGCAGGGAGGGAUGGAUGAGCAGGGAGAUGGCUGGAACCUGGACUGGGACAUUUGGGGACUGCAGCGUGCUCGGGGAGGGGUCGUACCCGGCUUGGUCCCGGUGCUCUGGGACCAGCAAUUUGGUUUCUGUGCCUGCAGCCUCAGCUGGUGGUGGUGCCAAAACAGCAGCCAGGUGACAAGUCCCGAAGGUUGGGGGGUACCCCUUUCCAGGGGGGACACACGGCUUUGAUGCUGUUUCUCCCUCCUCAUCGAGCUGUUUUAUUGCCCCUCCAAGCAGGAAAAGGAACCCAAGGUCUGCAGCAGCUCCCAAGGAAAACAAAGCUGCCCUGGCCCUGAGUAUUGGGGUGUUAGGAUGGAUGGAGGGGGCUCUGCACCCUGUUUGGGGGCUCUGCACCCCAAACCAGGGCUCUGCACCCUGUGCUGGGACUCUGCACCCCAAACCAGGGCUCUGCACCCUGAUCCUGAGGUCUGUGGGUAAGAAAUCCACCUAUCCCUGAGCUGCCGGCAGUGGGAGAAUGGUGCCAGUUCCUUCCAAAUCCCUCAGGUUUGAUUUCCCAGGAUUUUGAGCAGCAGGUCAGGGGGAUGUCAGAGCAGCUCAGUGAAAUGCUCCAGGGAAGAGCUUAGUUUACAAAAAAAGCCAUGAAUCCUUCCCCGAGCGCCUCCACCUCCGUUUUCUCGCUCAGGAGAGGCUGAUGCUGUUUUCCUAAUAGGAAAAUACCUCUGGAUUUCGUCCUAGUGCUGAGCACCGCAGUCUCUUUCCAGCUCCUGCCGCUGGCUGAGAGGCUUCAGCGUGUUUGCUCAGCGCCUGGAAGAGGAGCCAAGGCCGGGAGCAGCGGAGGGGGAGCAGUGAUGGAACAUUCACUGCAGGAAAAUCACAAAGCGUUCGAUUUUUGAAUGAUUUGCCUUCAUCCUGACGCUGUGUCUCGCGCAUUCCAGGCUGUCCCGCUCGCAGGGAGUGUUUGCCAUGGACACCGGGCACGUCAGCAGAUCCCGCUUCAGCGUGGCCUCCAGCCCGCCGCGGUGGGAGAUCGGGCUCUACGCCGCCGGCGCCUUGGCACUGCUGGGAAUCGCAGCCAUCAACCUCUGGAAGCUCUGGCGCUCCGGCAGCUACCCGGCCCCUUCCCCCUUCCCGAACUAUGACUACCGGUACCUGGAGCAGAAGUACGGAGCCGCGUAUCCGGACGUCAGGCACAAGCGAGGGCUGGCCCCGGGCUCGCAUCGGACGCCGGGUCAGAGCACUGCCAGCCGCAGGAGCAGCCUGAGGGCAGAGGACACCUUGGAGAGCAUCCAGGAGCUGGGCAGCCUGGAGCUGAUGGGCAGAGACCUGGGCCUGGCCCACUACGGCCCCCUGAAGAAAUCCAUCUCGGCCGACUCCCUCAACUCCAUCUCGUCCAUCGGGAACAACUUUGGGCAGGAUUUCACGGUGGGGCAGGUGGAGGUGUCCAUGGAGUACGACGGGAAGGCGGCCGCCCUGCACGUGACGCUGCUGCAGGGCAAGGACCUGCUGGAGAAGGAGGACGCGCGGUUCGAGUCCUGCUUCAUGCGGAUCAGCCUCCUCCCGGCCGAGCAGAUCGUCGGCAUCUCCCGGAUCCAGAGGAGUGCCUACGCCGUGGCCUUUGACGAGCGCUUCUCCAUCCCGCUGGACCCGGCGGCGCUGGAGGAGAACAGCCUGCGCUUCUCCGUCUUUGGCAUCGACGAGGACGAGAGGAGCGUCAGCACCGGCGUGGCCGAGCUCAAGCUCUCCGACCUGGACCUGGCCACGCGCCCCUUCAACGCCUGGCUCUACCUGCAGGACUUGAGCAAGCCUGUGGACACGGUGGGGGAGAUCCUGCUCUCCCUGAGCUACCUGCCCACGGCCGAGCGGCUCACAGUGGUGGUGGUCAAAGCCAAGAACCUCGUGUGGACCAACGGCAAGGUGACCGCAGAUCCCUUCGUCAAGGUGUACCUGCUGCAGGACGGGAGGAAGAUCAGCAAGAAGAAGACGGCGGUGAAGAGGGGGGACACCAACCCCGUGUUCAACGAGGCCAUGAUCUUCUCCGUGCCAGCCAUCGUGCUCCAGGAGCUGUCCCUGCGCGUGACGGUGGCCGAGAGCGGCGAGGACGGACGCAGUGACAACACGGGCCACGUGCUCAUCGGCCCCACCGCCAGUGGGAUGGGCACCACGCACUGGAACCAGAUGCUGGCCACGCUGAGGAAGCCUGUGUCCAUGUGGCACCCACUCCGCAGGAAUUAGGGGGGCUCCUGGGAGGGGCUGCACCCCGACGCCGGCUCUGCCGGGCACCGGAGCCGCCAGGCAGGGGCCGAGCAGGACUCUGUGCCACCCCAAAGGCCAAGCUGCCGGUGCCUCAGAGGGGCAGCUCCUGCCUAAAACACCCCGAGGAUGGAUGGAGCGACUCUGUGGCUUCAUCUCUGCCCUCCUGGGUCCCCCAUGCAUGGGGACUGAUGGACAGACCCGCUGGCAAGGAGCCCAGAAGGACCAAAACCAGCCAGGACCUCCCCAGACGGCUGGGCUGAGCAUCCCAGCAGCCUCAAAUCAGUGGAAUCCUCAAACACGGACUCUAAGGCUGCAGCGGAGAG
Messenger RNA from Neopelma chrysocephalum (saffron-crested tyrant-manakin), 2808 nucleotides. RefSeq names its product synaptotagmin 12 (gene SYT12). The coding region runs from base 1196 to 2464 and encodes 422 amino acids. The transcript has 8 exons. Gene Ontology annotation, biological process: regulation of calcium ion-dependent exocytosis; regulation of dopamine secretion; cellular response to calcium ion. Gene Ontology annotation, molecular function: calcium ion binding; calcium-dependent phospholipid binding; clathrin binding. NCBI's taxonomy places the organism in Eukaryota, Metazoa, Chordata, Aves, Passeriformes, Pipridae. The record is from RefSeq and is a predicted model, not a curated record.